Messenger RNA from Asparagus officinalis (garden asparagus), 640 nucleotides. Its product is annotated as protein trichome birefringence-like 26. Gene Ontology annotation, molecular function: O-acetyltransferase activity. The transcript is spliced from 3 exons. The record is from RefSeq and is a predicted model, not a curated record. Bases 26 to 640 code for a protein of 204 amino acids. NCBI's taxonomy places the organism in Eukaryota, Viridiplantae, Streptophyta, Magnoliopsida, Asparagales, Asparagaceae. Gene Ontology annotation, cellular component: Golgi apparatus.
UGAUCCGGAAGUAUUUUUGGAUGUGAUGAAAGAUGAGGUUUUUGCCUCCGUUGGCGACUCUCUUGGUCGCAAUCAGAUGGAAUCGGUUAUGUGUCUACUUGCAAAGGUUGAGGAACUUAAGUGGUAUCGAGACGCGACAUUUCACACUACAGCUUGGUAUUUUUCGUCGUAUAACUUCACUGUUGCUUUCAUUUGGUCUCCUUUUCUUGUGCAACCCGAAACUCCUACAGUAGAUACUCACUCAGUGAGGCCUAUACGCCUACAUCUCGAUAUUCCUGACAACGUUUGGGUGAAUCGAUAUCAUGAAUUCGACUAUGUACUAAUUGGUGACGGAGCUGGUUUGAUCAGCCUACAAUACUAUUGGAGAACAGCACUAUCGUUGGUUGUCACAAGUAGAUGGCUAGAGUUAAUAUAUAUGAACCCGAUUCAUUUGGAGAUGUUGGAUGUUUACCAUCUCUCGUUGCCUCGACCAGAUGGGCAUCCAGAUAAAUACAGAGGGGUCGAAGGGACUGCCCAUGACUGCCUGCACUGGUGCUUGCCCGGUCCAGUCGACGCUUGGAAUGAUUUGAUGAUGGCGAUGAUACUCAGGCACGAGGACCUCCUAUUGAGACGUUCAACCCUUAAUAUUGUUAGUGUAUGA